AUGAAGGCGAUUUCCGACUCCACUGUACAUUCCAGGGCGCGACCUUCACAGCGCUCAUCGACCGCCUGCUCUAGAUGCCAUGAGCGCAAAGUGCGAUGCGACGUUACUACGUCCAGCGGGCCAUGCUCAAACUGUCGAGCGAACCAGGAUGAGUGCGUCACCUUCAAGGCAAAGAAGCGUGGCCGAAGAAGGAAGCAUUUGCUGCCGUCUAUCAGCAGCGCUGAGGGAAGAGUUUUGAGCGAGCCUGAAACCAUUUUUUACGGAUCUGAAUCGCAAUCGAGCAUAAUUGGAGAUCAUGGCAAUGACUCCGGACGUCGAGUCAGCAAUGAAGUUCAUCCCGACAUGAGCGACAUUGAUAUUCGCUCGUUCGACGCGCGCUAUAAACUUCCCGGCUAUGUUCGACCGACCCCAGCCUCCGUGGCUCAAGACGACAUCGACCACUUGGCUAGAAAAAAUGUUUUUGCGCUCCCAUCCGAGUCCUUUCGUAAUAGCUGUAUCACGAGCUAUAUCCAUUGGGUUCAUUUCUUCUUGCCUCUGCUCGACCUACGGGAUUUUCUCGCUAUACUCGCGCAUCCAGAUGGGUCCUGUGGACAAGUCAGCCUACUACUGCUAUACGCAGUGAUGCUGGGCGGUGCAACCUUUGCGCCCCAGAGCGAGAUCACGAGAGCAGGGUACACAUCGAGGUUCGCAGCUCGCAGAGACUUUUUCCAAAGGUGCAAGACAUUGUACCAUACAAACUACGAGUCUGACCGCAUCGUAAUUGUGCAGGCCUUGCUAUUAAUGUCAUACUGGCAAGAAAAGCACGACGAAAAAGUGGUAUUUGACAGUCUCUAUGAAGAGUCGCAUCCCAAACUGGGAACCAAAACCGAAGUAACGCUCAUCUUGCUGCCUGUUGCUGAAAAGGCAGGAUCAGUGAGCGUGUCAAAUCUCGAAGAUCAACUUCAGGAGUGGCCAAAGAGUCUACCGGACGAGCUAAAAUCCGGUGAGCAGGACCCAGUGGUAGAUGAAAAGUCAAGGAUCAUGUUUCUGCACUAUUCCGUGCUGAAAAUGUUCUACGAAACCAUCAUGUGUACAUUCUAUCGGCCGCUGCUCUUAGCAGAGCAAUACUCGACCGAUACUCCCAGCGGCCAGUGCAAGCAAAGGAUGGCUCACUCCACCAUGCUCAUCACUCGCUCUUUUGAAGACUUGGAGGAGCACGAUCUUGUUCGGUUCCUUCCCUCAUCGGGAGUAACAUUCUUGUUGACUGCGGCGACCAACCAUCUCAUGGAGUUUAAGCUCAUGAGACAGGGUGCCCCCCAGCAGCGGCACAUACGUCGCUUCCAGGAUUGCUUGUCUUAUAUGAAGGUAUUGAAAGGCGUUCACGUAUAUGCCAAAUACGCCGACCUGUUUCUCCGGCAUGUUGCCCUGCAAGUUGGCUUGAACAAGUAUUCUGUCCCCGCCGGCGAUACAAAUGACGAUAAACUGGUGGAGCGCGAAGGUCUAGGCCCAUGGGCUACGGCUCAUACGCCCGAUUUGCUGGUGCCCCCUCAACUCGGCAUGCCUCGCCAGACUGUCGCGGCCGAGGCCGGCAUACCGGUUGACGUGAGAGCAGCUGGUGACAUCGCUCCAUCGCCACACUCCACUCGCCAAUCAUCAGGGCCGUUGCUUCCACAAGACGGCUCGCAGGACUACAUGCAACCUACAAUAGCGACAAGCAGCGGUGCUGCUGGGUACGUUCUAGACGACAGCCCUUCAUGUGACGUCGAUGAAUUGAUUGCUGGCUCUGGAUUUCUGAGCAACACUCUCUGGGAAUAUGGCUGGAUCAACCAAGUAACCAACAUUUGGCCAGAAGAGCCUUGGAGAGGGGACAUCGCCACUAGCCAACAACCACCUACUAGCUAA
Akanthomyces muscarius is the source of this 1881-nucleotide messenger RNA. RefSeq lists its product as uncharacterized. Lineage: Eukaryota; Fungi; Ascomycota; Sordariomycetes; Hypocreales; Cordycipitaceae. Gene Ontology annotation, molecular function: DNA-binding transcription factor activity, RNA polymerase II-specific; zinc ion binding; DNA binding. The transcript is spliced from 5 exons. The record is from RefSeq and is a predicted model, not a curated record. Bases 1 to 1881 code for a protein of 626 amino acids. Gene Ontology annotation, biological process: regulation of DNA-templated transcription; DNA-templated transcription.